Messenger RNA from Pneumocystis murina B123, 2208 nucleotides. RefSeq lists its product as hypothetical. Gene Ontology annotation, molecular function: histone deacetylase activity. The transcript is spliced from 17 exons. Gene Ontology annotation, biological process: chromatin organization. The record is from RefSeq and is a predicted model, not a curated record. NCBI's taxonomy places the organism in Eukaryota, Fungi, Ascomycota, Pneumocystomycetes, Pneumocystales, Pneumocystaceae. Gene Ontology annotation, cellular component: histone deacetylase complex. Bases 1 to 2208 code for a protein of 735 amino acids.
AUGAGAACACUGCAUAGAAGUAGAAAAGAAGACGUGAUAGUUGAUGAGAAGAUAUCAAUUAUUGGAAUUUCUAAUUUGAAUGGAGUUUCUAUGGUUAAAACUGAUAAUUCUUUGAAAGAUAAAAAUGAGACACAAAAUAUGGAUAAUAAUUCUACUUUAAAUGAUGAAAAAGAAGUUAAGAUGAAAGAAUUUGAAGUUUUUAAGGAGAGCUUUGGGAAAAAAGAGGGAUUUGUUGUUUCUAAUGAUACACGAUCAGUUAAUGAAUCUACAUUAUCAAAAAAGAAAUAUAAAUUUAAGUUAAAAACGGGAAUAUGUUAUGAUGUUCGUAUGAGAUUUCAUGCAACGAUUAAUCCAGUUGAUUUUCAUCCGGAAGAUCCUCGAAGAAUUUAUCGGAUUUAUAAAGAAAUAGCAGAUGCAGGACUUAUUAAUUAUGAUGGAUGGUCAUGGUCGAAUAUGAAUGAACAAGAGAUUAUGGAGAGGAUUUCGGCAAGGGAAUUAACACGAGAAGAAGCACUUUUGGUACAUACUGAAAAUCAUUGGGAUAGGUUACUACAAACAGCAGAUAUGUCGGUUAAUGAGCUUCUUUAUUUUGAAAGUAUUUAUAACUCAGUUUAUUUCAACAAUGAAUCUGCAUUCUGUGCAAGACUUUCAGCAGGAGGAACGAUUGAAACAUGUAUUGCAGUUGCAGAGGAAAGAGUUCGAAAUGCAAUUGCACUAGUGCGGCCACCAGGCCAUCAUGCUGAAUCGGACUGUCCUAUGGGAUUUUGUCUGUUUAGUAAUGUAGCAAUUGCAGCUAAAUGUAUUCUUCAAAAAUUUUCCAAUAUUCAGCGUAUUUUAAUUUUGGAUUGGGACGUUCAUCAUGGAAAUGGAACUCAAAGAAUUUUUUAUGAUGAUAGUUCUGUUCUUUAUAUAUCUUUACAUAGAUAUGAAGAUGGCAGAUUUUAUCCUGGAUCCAAGUAUGGAAAUUAUGAUAAAGUAGGCGUUGGGAAAGGACGUGGAAAGACUGUCAAUAUCCCAUGGCCAUGUAAAGGAAUGGGGGAUGAUGAUUAUAUAUAUGCUUUUCAAAAAGUUGUUUUACCUAUAGCAUAUGAAUAUAAUCCUAAUAUGGUGAUAAUUUCUUCUGGUUUUGAUGCUGCUAUGGGUGAUGAAAUUGGUGAAUGUUUUGUUACGCCUGUUGGAUAUGCUCAUAUGACUCAUAUGCUUAUGGGAUUAGCACAAGGAAAAUUAGUAACUGUCUUAGAGGGUGGAUAUAAUCUUGAUUCAAUAUCAAGUUCUGCUUUGGCUGUAACAAAAACUUUAAUAGGCGAACCUCCUCCUGAAUUAAAAAUAACUAAAGUUAGCGAUGCAUGUAUUGAAAUAAUACAGAAAGUUAUGUUAGAACACUCAAAAUAUUGGAACUGUAUGAGACCAAAGUCUUUGGAAUUGAACAUGGGAUCACAUUGUAUUGAGAGAUUAGAUAAUAUUAUCCGAAGUUACCAAACGAAAAAAUUAUUUGAAAAAUGGAAGAUGAUAGUAUUACCAAUAAUUAAAGAAUCUAUUUCAUUUUUUGAAAACCAAAUAAUUUGCACGAGAGAUUUUUAUAAAGCAGAAACACUCGUUGUUAUUGUUCAUGAUGCUCCUGAUGUUGUUGGUUAUUCCUAUGCUUCUAUAAAUAAAAUAAACAUAUGCAAUUCAUUUUUGAUUGAUUCUCUUAAUUUAUAUAUUGAAUGGGCUAUUAAAAACCAAUAUGGUCUUAUGGAUGUUAAUAUUGUCUCUUGCUUAGAUACUUUAAAUAAUGAAUCAUAUAAUGUAGCGUCGGCUUCACAGGAACUUUGUAUUUAUAUAUGGGAUAAUCAUUUAGAAAUGGCUGAUGCUAAAAAUAUUAUUUUUAUUGGGGUGGGACAAGGUUGUCAAGGAUUCAUUCAUUUAAUGGAAUAUCGAGAUAUUUAUGAUCGUGUUGAUGCUAUUGUACAAUUUUAUGGUGAUAAUUCUUUAAAAGCAAUUUCAUCAAACGACGAAAUUGCUGAUUGGUAUUUUAAACAUUCUCUUGUAUUAACAAGUAAUCGUCAUCCUAUAUGGAAUCUUCCUAAACGUAUAAAAAGAAAAUUUGGAAGAGUUAUUAGAUCAGACAGUAAUGAAAUAAACGAAAUAUUAGAAAAUUCUUUUAAUAAAGUUUCGGCUUUUUUUCAAGAUAUUUUGGAAUCUAACACUGCUAUCGUGGAUAAUUAA